Molecule: messenger RNA, 2664 nt
Organism: Periophthalmus magnuspinnatus
Lineage: Eukaryota; Metazoa; Chordata; Actinopteri; Gobiiformes; Gobiidae
Product: cadherin-related family member 5-like
Exons: 15
Coding region: 61-2307 (748 amino acids)
Biological process (GO): multicellular organism development; adherens junction organization; cell-cell junction assembly
Cellular component (GO): membrane; catenin complex; adherens junction
Molecular function (GO): calcium ion binding; cadherin binding
Source: RefSeq, a predicted model, not a curated record
CAGAGGCAAAGAGGAGUUUCAGAGUAGACUAAUCCAGGACCAAACCAGGACCACAUCGCCAUGGGGACUGGCAGGGACCACCGAAAUGUGAUGAAAACUGGAUUUGGGGUUUUGUUUCUGUUAGCCCUACUUCAGACUGGGACAGACGCACAGGGUUGUCCACCGACUAUUGUGGCGCGCUUCAAUGAGAACAAUACAGUGGGGACAGUGGUCACAACCAUCCCAGUCACUGAAAACGUCGAUCUACAAUAUCAGAGUCCAGACAAGCCGUUCGCGCUUGAUAUGAACAGACUGCUGGUUACUGCGGUUCUGGAUUACGAAGAUAUAAAGAGGUAUGAAGUCACGAUUGGCUGCACGGUUCCAGGACAACCAACGGUACCUUUCAACAUAAUUGUUAUAGUGGAAAAUCUGAACGACAACCCUCCUCGUUUUGGUCAAAGACUUUACACUUUGGACGUCUCUGAGAUGACACCUGUAGGUGAUCUUCUGAUGACAGACAUCAGAGCAACUGACCCGGACAAUUUGGGGCCACUCAUCUACACUCUCACGUCAUCAUCUGAUCUCUUCAGAUUGAAAUCUCCAAAUGACCCUGGGAUUGUUGUGAACAAACCACUAGAUUUUGACAGUGUUAAAACAGUUCAACUGACACUGACUGUUCAGGACGAAGUCCCUGAAAAACCCGGUCACACAGACACCACUACCAUAGACAUCACCAUCACAGACGGGGACAACAGGCCGCCCUGGUUUCAACCCUGCACUGAGAUAGUGGUCCAGGGGAUCAAAAUCUGUCCCAACACAGGCUAUCAAGGGUCAGUCAAACUGGGACAACUAGAGCCUGAGCCAAUACCUCUGAAGCCGAAUAAUAUUUGGGCUAAGGAUGGAGACAAUGGAAUAAAUGAGCCAAUCGCAUACGUUAUUGUCAGUGGAUCUCAAGAUUUCUUUACAAUUGACGCUGAAACUGGAAGCCUCACUAUGGUGAAAGCUGUAAAUGUGACGACAGUUAUCCACAUGACUGUGAUGGCCACUCAAGCUGUAAAUUCACACCAGUUUGCAACGACCAGCGUUAUGAUCAAUGUGUUGGCCUCAAAUCUCCAUCCGCCCCAGUUUGAGAAGGAGCUGUAUGACGCCGUGGUGACGGGAGUCGGGACCAUAGCUAUGGACGCUGCUGACACAAACAACGUGGUGAAAAUACUUGCAAAAGAUGAGGACUAUACUCCAGCUGGGGGUAUAAAUCCUAAUAUUGUCUACACCAUUACGGGAAGCAGUAGCUCUGCCUUUUCCCUCAUCGAAGGAUUCUUGUUCAUGUCCACUGAGGUCCCAGGAGGAAUUUACAACCUGCAGGUCAAUGCUGAAGACAUGGAGAGCUUUGAAACAGUAACAACUCAGCUCAGAGUGGAAGUGGUUCCAGAGCCCACCACCACUGUUCCUCCGACCACAAUCUCCACAGCACCCACCGAACCAACCAGCGAGCCCACCACUCCUGCUCCCACAACUGGUCCCACCACUGUUGUUACGCCCGACCAAACAUCUAACCCUAGCACAAUAGUAACUAACCCCACUUCAAAUCCUACCCCCACCCCCAAUGAAAGCGGCAAGACGACCAUCGGCACACCUGGAGUUAGCGAUCAAACGUCCAACCCUGUUCCAACCACUGAAGGCACCACGGGCAGCACAGCGCACACAGGCAGUGAGAUCAAACCUCCUGGAAGCUUUAGGUCAGCAGACAUGGCCGCGCUGGGAGCUACGCUGGGCUGUCUCCUGUUCAUCUGCAUCGUGGUGAUCGCUGUUCUCGCUGUCAAGCUCAGAAAAGGUGGUGCGGCUUGGAAAAAGAUCAACGAAGCCAGUGCCUUCAGGAGCUCUCUGGGCCCAUCCGGUCAAAAAGAGGGGGUCCAAUUCACAAAUGAAGCUUUCCAACAUGACGAUGGUGGCAAAGACAACAAAGGAGGUCCCUCUGGAGGUGGUCUGAAGAACGGCAGUGUUCACUCUGGUUUGGAGAUGGACAAACCCAAGUCCAGAUCUAUCCCGAGACCCCCUUCACCAAUUCAAGAUGAGGAAAAAGAGGUGAAGCCGAUUCUAACAAAGGACAAACUCAAAGAAGAUGGGUACAAGGCAGUUUGGUUUAAGGAGGACAUCGACCCUAAUGCCAAAGAGGACGUGGUGAUCAUCCCAGACAACAGAGCAGAAGAGGAAGAUGAGGAUGAGAUGAAGAUCCCCAAAGUGAAGUUUAAUGACACAGACAGGGACAGUGGACUUGGGGACAAAAUUGAGGACUCAGAGGAGGAUAAGGUUAUGUCAUCCAAUCUGUGAGACAUAGAAAACAAUUGAUUAGACAAUUACUACAAUCACGCCAGUAUACUUCAUUGAUCUAUAUAAAAAACAUGAUUUUCUUUCCGCCUUGGUCAAAAUUUCCAUUUUAGAUUGAUUUUAAAUGAACAUAGUGACCUAUAGGCUAUAGCUUCUUCUGAUGAUGCACACUUCACUGUGAUUAGCUAGAUCAUUCAGAGGAGUGGAUGGAGAAAGUCCUUCAGCCGCGUAGCGUUGUAUUAAACAAAAGGCAUUAUUCUUCAUAAACCAUUUAUAUUAUGUUUCUGCUAAAACUGGCUCUAAACUUGCUGUGUAACAUUUAAUGUACAUUUUAUGAACUCUUCAAACUGUACCUAAACA